UACAUGCUCUACAGAACGGCUGAGGACGGUUGCCUGGUGUCAUUAGCAAGCGGCGAGUAUGGCGGUGGCGCGAGUCGACGGGGCUCUAGCUCCAGGAGAAGGAUCAGUGGUGAACUGGUCAGGGCAGGGACUGCAGAAAUUAGGUGCCAACUUGCCCUGUGAAGCUGAUGUUCACACCUUGAUUCUGGAUAAAAAUCAGAUUAUUAAAUUGGAAAAUCUAGAGAAAUGCAAACAGUUAAUACAGUUGUCAGUGGCUAACAAUCGAUUGGUUCGGAUGAUGGGUGUGGCCAAACUGACUCAACUCCGAGUGUUAAAUUUACCUCAUAAUAGUAUUGGCUGCAUGGAAGGGCUGAAGGACCUGGUCCAUUUGGAAUGGCUGAAUUUAGCGGGCAAUAAUCUGAAGACCAUGGAGCAAAUCAAUAGCUGUACAGCUCUGCAACACCUUGAUUUAUCAGACAAUAACAUACCCCAGAUAGGAGAUGUAUCGAAACUAAUAUCUUUGAAGAUGCUGUUUUUAGUACUAAGUAUAACUUAAUUAAAAACAUUAAUUUCACUUAAUACAUGGAGGAUGGAGAAAUGGCUCAAAGGUUAAGAGCACUGGCUGCUGUUCCAGAGGACCUGGGUUUGAUUCCAGUACCAUGUUGUUGCUAACGAAUUCCUGUAAGCCUGGUUCCAGGGCAUGUAAUUCCCUCUUCUGGCCUCCACAGGCACCAGGCAUAGACAUACAUGUAGGCAAAACACCUACAUACAUAAAAUAAAUAAUAAAAUCUAAACCAAAAUCAUGGUAUAGAGGGUUUUUUUUCCUGUAUUUUUGCUUAAUUGAAUAUUAUUAGGACCACAUAGACCCUUCAAACCUUGGAAGUGAAAUCUGAAGCUCCAUUUUCCCUACAUCUUAAGCAGAAAUCAUUUUAUAGCAACAAUAAUUUUAAACAAUUUAAUGUAUCCAGCUGCCCUGAUAAAUGCUAAGAGAAUUCAAAAA
This is a messenger RNA of Arvicanthis niloticus (Nile rat), 979 nucleotides long. The record is from RefSeq and is a predicted model, not a curated record. Lineage: Eukaryota; Metazoa; Chordata; Mammalia; Rodentia; Muridae.